Daldinia childiae is the source of this 1623-nucleotide messenger RNA. RefSeq lists its product as uncharacterized. The transcript has 4 exons. NCBI's taxonomy places the organism in Eukaryota, Fungi, Ascomycota, Sordariomycetes, Xylariales, Hypoxylaceae. The record is from RefSeq and is a predicted model, not a curated record. The coding region runs from base 1 to 1623 and encodes 540 amino acids. Gene Ontology annotation, molecular function: ubiquitin binding. Gene Ontology annotation, cellular component: ESCRT I complex. Gene Ontology annotation, biological process: protein modification process; endosome to lysosome transport; protein transport.
AUGGUGGUCCAGCAGCACAUAUUGAAUUGGUUAUAUAGCGUUUUAACGAGCGAAUACCAAGAUGUUAACCGCACAUACAACGAUGUAGCCCAAGCGCUAUCUCAAUACCCUUCACUAUCGCCUAGAACCGAUGUCCAUACUUUCGACAACGGCGUGUCUGCCCUCCUCUUACACUUAUCCGGCACCAUCCCCGUCACAUUUCGCGGUACCACCUACCGAUUUCCCAUAUCGUUAUGGAUACCGCACGCCUACCCGCGCGAGGCACCUCUAGGCUAUGUCACGCCUACAGAGAAUAUGAUGGUACGGCCUGGCCAACAUGUUGAUCCCCAGGGACGCAUAUAUCAUCCUUAUCUCGUAGGAUGGGCCGAGUUCUGGGAUAAAUCUUCUCUGUUAGACUUUAUCGCUAUACUCAGAGACAUAUUUGCGAAAGAGCCUCCAGUUGUCUCGCGCCAGCAAGCUCCUCCUGUACCGCAACAAUCCGUUCCAACCCCGACCCCUCCACCGGUUCCUCCUCUACCCCCUGAUAUGUCAAGGCAGACUCCUCAGCAGGUUCCAUCUCCACAUACACAGGAUCCAAGGCCGCCGCCACCUCCUCCCAAAGGCAGCGACCUUCCUCAGGUAGUGUCAGGCCCGACCACUUAUACGGACGGUCCCCCACGACCACCUCUACCAGAAGAUUUUCAUCGGCAGUCAAGCCAGUAUGGUGCACCAGCAGCAACGCAGUCUCCGCAACCAAAUCGACUCUCAAGAUACGACGCAGCACCUCCCCUACCACCCCAUCCACCACAAUCGUAUCAACAACCACCCCCUAAUGUCCAGUAUCAACCCCAGCCUCAGCAGCAUGUGUAUCAGCAAGGCGGCCCACCUCCUCUCGGACUUACACCACAGGAUUCCCGCCGCGCAUCCAUGAUAUCCCCCGUAACUCCCAUCCCAUACAACGCUACCGUCGUCCCAGGACAGUCACCAUACGCCGGCCCGCCUCCAACUUGGCAGCACCCCCCACCACGACAACCUCCAGCGCAACUAAUCCCCAAACCUCCCCCACCCCCUGAUCUCAUGGACGAGCCCUUCUCCCUAGCCUUACCAGAGCCCUCCGCCAAUGACCUCCCACCACCUCCCAUCCCCCCGAACCCCGAAAAGGACGCCCUCCUCCAACAACUCGCCUCAACCCUCUAUGGUCUACGCCAGCACGCCCGCGUCCAAAACGAGUCCUCCCUAGCCGGUCUCUCUGCCCAACGAACCGCCAUGCUCUCCGCGUUACAGAACCUACAAUCCGACGCCUCGGCCCUAGGCCCCUUAUCGGCAAUGCUAGCGUCCAACAACUCGAUCCUGCAACACUCCCUCCAUGAAGCAGAUCGUGUAGUAUCCAACGCACGCACACGCGCACCUCCUCCUAUCGACGAUUUAUUAGUCGCGCCGACCGUCGUCGCAAACCAGUUAUACGAUGUGGUAGCCGAGGAGCGCGCUCUCGGGGAUGCGAUAUUCGUGCUUGGACGCGCUGUUGAGCGCGGUCGUAUAAGUCCUGCGGUUUUCGCCCGGACGACGCGCGGAUUGGCGCGGGAGUGGUUUUUGAAGAAGGCACUUGCGAGGAAGAUUGGGAGGGGGAUGGGACUUGUUGGGUAA